Xiphophorus hellerii (green swordtail) is the source of this 2177-nucleotide messenger RNA. RefSeq names its product leucine rich repeat containing 10B (gene lrrc10b). The transcript has 2 exons. The record is from RefSeq and is a predicted model, not a curated record. Gene Ontology annotation, molecular function: protein binding. Lineage: Eukaryota; Metazoa; Chordata; Actinopteri; Cyprinodontiformes; Poeciliidae. The coding region runs from base 703 to 1929 and encodes 408 amino acids. Gene Ontology annotation, cellular component: cytoplasm.
ACUUACUCACGCUCCUCUUACACACGCACAAACUGGCCAUGUGAUGUGAAUGCCCCCUGUUCGGGUUACAGAGAGAGGGAGGCUUCAGCUGAAUGCAAGCCUUCACAGUAAUGGAGAGAAGCAGCCAACAUCAAGAACAGUCCGUCAGUCACUCAGUAAGUGCGCUGUAAUUUUCCAACAUGCAAUUUCUUUCCCAGCGCGGAUUAUAGUUCCCGCGGUGAGACCCGGCCUGUAAUAGGGAGCAGCUGCAUUAACUCUUACAUGGACCUUUAUGUGACUUAUUUUCUUUCCCGCCGGCCAGGUCACUGAGCGGCGCACCAACUCUGGGUUUUUCCACAGACAUCUGCAGGCAAGUUAAGAGGCGCAGAAGAACGACUUCGGGGGGAAUCUUUCUUUUCCUGAUCACAUGACCUCAAAGCUGCCGGACACUUUUCUCUUCAAAGUCCCGAGGAUGUUAAAGAGACAAUGAUAAUACCACGUGAUAAUUUUCUAAUAAACCAGUGGAGACAGGGGCAUUUGGGAACUGCUGUUGCAUGGCUGCAGAAGUGUUAACUGGCCUGAACCAUGAUGCUGGUUGCAGCCUGUGGUUUCAUAUACGAAACAACAGUAGCUUCCAAACUGAGAGUUCACUUGUCACAGACACUGCCUUAUCAAAUGACUCUGCCCUGACUCACGUCAGUGUCAGGGUCUGCUUGGCACAGCAUGGGCAACUCUUCCAGGAAGGACGAGGGGGAAGAAGAAGAAGAGGGGGCAAAAGACGGUGAGGAGGAAGAGGACACUGAAAAGGAGAAGGAAGUAGUGGAGGAGGAAGAAGAAGAGCUUCCACUGGGAGUGGAGGAGCUGUUGGAGAGCGGUGAUCCUGUGUUAGACCUGAGCUACCGCAAAUUCAAGCGAUUACCCUCUCGUGUUUGUGAGCUGAUGCACCUGGAAAAGCUGUAUGUUUGCGGGAACAGACUUCGCAAGGUGCCUGACAGAAUCGCCCAACAGCAGGGUCUGCGAACGCUCGCCCUUGACUUCAACAAGUUGGAAGACGUUCCCCUGGCUGUGUGCGAGCUCACCAGCCUCACCCAUCUGUACCUGGGCAGCAACCGACUCAUGACCCUUCCGCCUGAGUUCACCAACCUGAAGAAUCUAAGGUGCUUCUGGCUGGAGAGCAACUACUUUCAUAGAUUUCCAAGGGAGCUUUACGACCUGCCAAACCUCAAGUCCCUUCAGAUGGGGGACAACCGGCUGAAAGCGCUGCCUCAAGACUUCUGUCGCAUGGAAUCACUAAAGGGAUUGUGGCUGUAUGCAAACCGCUUCGAAACCUUCCCCAAAGUCCUGCUGCGCAUGAAGUCCCUGGAGAUCCUAGACUUGGAUAAAAACAAAAUAACAGAGCUUCCCAGUCUGAAGCGUCUCCGGACCCUUCACCUAUUUUCCUAUGACCACAAUCCCGUCAAGGAACCUCCUAUAGUAGGCGAGGAUGUAUUUCUGGUUGGGGAAGGGGCUGCUGAGUUCAUGGAGAUCCGUGAGGCCAAGAAGGAGAGACGUCGCAAGGCCGCUGAGAAAGAGGCUGAGGAGCUGGCUGAGGAGCUGGCUCAGGCUGGAGAGGAACCAGUGAUCCAUGGGAUCCUAAAGAACAGCAACUCAAAACCGGCAACAGACGAAGCUGCUGUGAACAUCGAAGACUCCGAUGUUAGAGAAGAAGAAACAUUGGUUAAGGACGAGGAGCAGGAGGACUGCAUAGAAGCACCAGUGACAGAGUAUGAUGGUGCUGAGCUUGAAUAUGAUGAAGAAUUGGUUGAAUAUGAGACAGAAGAGAUGAUAUGUGAGGGAGAAGGGUUUGAGUAUGAAGGAGAGGGGUUGGAGUAUGAAAAUGUUCCAAUGGACUAUGAGUAUGAGGACGGGGAGGAGCUGGAAGACACAAGAAGACAAGAUGAGGGAGCGUGAAAAGCCCCUCUAACUCCAAGAUGAUUUGGUUUCAGGUGGAAACAGUUGUUGGACAGUACAGCAGAUACAUGAAUACGACUUAUUCUCAGAUGUGCUGCUAAUUAAUGAUCUGUAAUUAACUGUGAAAAUGAAUUGUCUUGAUAUUAUAUUUCUUUAAAGCAACACCAGUGUCAUCUCUCUCAACUGCACAUUAUCAGGUUGCUGUAACUUAUUUUGGUUCUUUGCUAUUAAAUAUUCAGCUGAAUGAA